ACUUCCUACUUUACUACAACACUGGAGGAGACUGGCAGAGGCUGGGUCUCCCUCUACCUCCCUUCCCUGACCUGCCGGCAGCACAGGGAGGUGAGGUAACUUGGCCUGAGUGGUUCCAGCUGGCGGGAUGGAGGACAGUGAAGGUCCUGAGUAUGGCAAACCCGACUUUGUGCUUUUGGACCAAAUGACCAUGGAAGACUUCAUGAGGAACCUGCAGCUCAGGUUCAAGAAGGGCCGCAUUUAUACCUACAUCGGUGAGGUGCUAGUAUCCGUGAACCCCUACCAGGAGCUGCCCCUAUACGGGCCCGAGGCCAUUGCCAAGUACCAGGGCCGUGAGCUCUACGAGCGGCCUCCCCAUCUCUAUGCCGUGGCCAAUGCUGCCUACAAGGCGAUGAAGCGCCGGUCCAGGGACACCUGCAUUGUCAUUUCAGGGGAGAGUGGGGCUGGGAAGACGGAAGCCAGUAAGCACAUCAUGCAGUACAUCGCUGCAGUCACCAACCCGAGCCAGAGGGCAGAGGUGGAGAGGGUCAAAGAUGUACUGCUCAAGUCCACCUGUGUGCUGGAGGCCUUUGGCAAUGCCCGCACCAACCGCAACCACAAUUCCAGCCGCUUUGGAAAGUACAUGGACAUCAACUUUGACUUCAAGGGGGACCCAAUUGGGGGACAUAUCCACAGCUACCUGCUGGAGAAGUCACGGGUCCUCAAGCAGCACGUGGGUGAAAGAAACUUCCACGCCUUCUACCAGUUGCUAAGGGGCAGUGAUGACAAGGAGCUGCAUGAAAUGCAUUUGGAAAGAAACCCUGCCUUGUACAAUUUCACACGCCAAGGAGCUGGACUCAGCAUGGGUGUACACAGUGCCUUGGACAGUGACGAGAGGAGCCACCAGGCAGUAACUGAGGCCAUGAGGGUCAUUGGCUUCAGUUCUGAAGAAGUAGGGUCUGUGUAUCGCAUCUUGGCUGCCAUAUUGCACCUGGGAAACAUUGAGUUUGUUGAGACAGAGGAAGGUGGGAUGCAGAAGGGUGGCCUGGUGGUGGCUCAGGAGGCGCUGGUGGACCAUGUGGCUGAGCUGACAGCCACACCUCGGGACCUUGUGCUCCGCACCCUGCUGGCUCGCACUGUGGCCUCUGGAGGCAGGGAGGUCAUAGAGAAGGGCCACACUGCAGCUGAGGCCAGCUAUGCCCGGGACGCCUGUGCUAAGGCUGUGUACCAGCGGCUGUUUGAGUGGGUAGUGGAUAAGAUCAACAGCAUCAUGGAAGCCCGAGACCGGGACCCUCGGCGUGAUGGCAAGGACACAGUCAUUGGCGUGCUGGAUAUCUACGGUUUUGAGGUGUUCCCUGUUAACAGCUUUGAGCAGUUCUGCAUCAACUACUGCAACGAAAAGCUGCAACAGCUCUUCAUCCAGCUCAUUCUGAAGCAGGAGCAGGAAGAGUACGAGCGCGAGGGCAUCACCUGGCAGAGUGUUGAAUACUUCAAUAAUGCCACCAUCGUGGAUCUUGUGGAGCGGCCCCACCGGGGCAUCCUGGCUGUGCUGGACGAGGCCUGUAGUGCUGCGGGCACCAUUACUGACCGCAUCUUCCUGCAGUCCCUGGAUGCAUACCACCGCCACCACCCACACUACACCAGCCGCCAGCUCUGCCCCACAGACAAGACCAUGGAAUUUGGCCGAGACUUCCGGAUCAAGCACUAUGCAGGGGACGUCACGUACUCCGUGGAGGGCUUCAUUGACAAGAACAGAGACUUCCUCUUCCAGGACUUCAAGAGGUUGCUGUACAACAGCAUGGACCCCACCCUGCGGGCAAUGUGGCCGGAGGGGCAGCAGGACAUCACAGAGGUCACCAAGCGCCCCCUGACGGCUGGCACACUCUUCAAGAACUCCAUGGUGGCUCUGGUGGAAAACCUCGCCUCCAAGGAACCCUUCUACGUCCGCUGUAUUAAACCCAAUGAGGACAAGGUGGCAGGGAGGCUGGAUGAGGACCACUGUCGCCAUCAGGUUGCAUAUCUGGGCCUGUUGGAGAAUGUGAGGGUUCGCAGGGCUGGCUUUGCUUCCCGCCAACCAUAUUCUCGGUUCCUGCUCAGGUACAAGAUGACCUGUGAGUACACAUGGCCCAACCACCUGCUGGGCUCCGACAAGGCAGCUGUGAGUGCUCUCCUGGAGCAGCACGGGCUGCAGGGGGACGUGGCCUUUGGCCAUAGCAAACUGUUCAUCCGCUCACCCCGGACGUUGGUCACACUGGAGCAGAGCAGAGCCCGUCUCAUCCCCAUCAUCGUGCUGCUUUUGCAGAAGGCUUGGCGGGGCACCUUGGCAAGGUGGCACUGCAGGCGGCUAAGAGCUGUGUAUACCAUCAUGCGUGGGUUCCGGAGGUACAAGGUGCGUGCUCACCUGGCUGAGCUGCAGCGGAGAUUCCAGGCUGCACGGCAGCCCCCACUCUAUGGCCGUGACCUUGUGUGGCCACCACCACCUACUGUGCUACAGCCUUUCCAGGACACCUGCCAAGCACUCUUCUGCAGGUGGCGGGCCCGGCAGCUGGUGAAGAAUAUUCCUCCUUCAGACAUGGCCCAGAUUAAGGCCAAGGUGGCUGCCAUGGGGGCCCUACAGGGGCUGCGACAGGACUGGGGCUGUCGGCGGGCCUGGAACCGAGACUACUUGUCUUCUGCCACAGACAAUCCUACAGCAUCGAGUCUGUUUGCUCAGCAACUAAAGAAGCUUCGGGAGAAGGAUGGCUUUGGGACUGUGCUCUUUUCCAGCCACGUCCGCAAGGUGAACCGCUUCCACAAGCGGCGGGACCGGGCCCUCCUGCUCACAGAUCGGCACCUCUACAAGCUGGAGCCCAGCCGGCAAUACCGGGUGAUGCGGGCUGUGCCCCUCGACAGGGUGACGGGGCUGAGUGUGACCAGCGGGCGGGACCAGCUGGUCGUGCUGCAUGCCCGGGGCCAGGACGACCUGGUGGUGUGCCUACACCGCUCCCAGCCACCGCUGGACAACCGCAUUGGGGAGCUGGUGGGCGUGCUGUCUGCGCACUGCCAAGGGGAGGGCCGCGCCCUGGAGGUCCGCGUCUCCGAUUGCAUCCCCCUCAGCCAGCGCGGGGCCCGGCGCCUGGUCUCGGUGGAGCCCAGGCCGGAGCAGCCAGAGCCUGACUUCUGCUGCGUCCGUGGCACCUUCACCCUCUUGUGGCCAAGCCACUGAGCCAGCCUCGCUCCAAGUCCUCGCACCUGGCUGGGCUGCCCAGAAGGCAGCGGCCUGGUCAUCCGCUCUGAACGGGCACAAUAAAGAUGCUGAGUCUGCA
Otolemur garnettii (small-eared galago) is the source of this 3284-nucleotide messenger RNA. It is a transcript of the gene MYO1G, whose product is annotated as myosin IG. Gene Ontology annotation, biological process: actin filament organization; vesicle transport along actin filament. The record is from RefSeq and is a predicted model, not a curated record. NCBI's taxonomy places the organism in Eukaryota, Metazoa, Chordata, Mammalia, Primates, Galagidae. The transcript has 22 exons. Gene Ontology annotation, cellular component: microvillus; cytoplasm; myosin complex. Bases 128 to 3184 code for a protein of 1018 amino acids. Gene Ontology annotation, molecular function: microfilament motor activity; ATP binding; actin filament binding.